Messenger RNA from Brassica rapa (field mustard), 1122 nucleotides. RefSeq names its product ninja-family protein AFP3. Gene Ontology annotation, cellular component: nucleus. Lineage: Eukaryota; Viridiplantae; Streptophyta; Magnoliopsida; Brassicales; Brassicaceae. Gene Ontology annotation, biological process: response to abscisic acid; signal transduction; negative regulation of DNA-templated transcription. The record is from RefSeq and is a predicted model, not a curated record.
UUUCCUUAAUAUUCAGUGUUCGUUCGAGAUUUGUCGGAGAAAAUUUCGGUAAUAAUGUUGAAAUUUGUGGGAAUUAUUUAAGUAAAGGAAAGGUCACAAUUUGAAGAAAAUGGAAUCUUCCAAAAUAGAUAUUUGCUCGUUUCUUGGGAUUUGAAUUGCUCUAUCAAGAUUCUGUUGAAGUUCCAAUCUCUCUGUAAAUAAUAUGUCCGGAGCUGAGAAAAGGGACAACGGAGAAGAGAUCCCUAGAGAUCUGCUGCAGAGGUUCAUGUCCAAGAAACAGAAGUCGUCGGUUGAAGCCGGAGAGGUAGAGAUUGAGCUGGACUUAGGGCUUUCUCUCAACGGUAGAUUCGGUGUGGACCCACUUGCGAAGACAAGGCUGCUCACACGAUCAUCUUCUAUUCCUGAUCUUGUGGUCAACGGUGGUAGAACGGAGUUGAGUAGGACUUGCUCGUUGCCUGUGGAGACGGAGGAGUGGAGGAAGAGGAAGGAGUUGCAGAGCUUGAGGAGGCUUGAGGCUAAGAGAAAGAGGUUAGAGAAGCAGAGAAACGUGAGAGUACUUAGGGAGAAACACAAAGCUGGUGGAGGAGGAGGAGAAGAAGGAUCUAUUGGAUCUUCCGGAAGUGGUUCCUCUGGUUUGUCCGAACUCGACACCUCCCCUUCUCCUCCUGUUCAAGCAACAACAAAAGCAUCCAUAGAAAGAAGCCCAUCAAGUACUCAACCUCUGCCCGAGAAUCAAGCAGCACGUAACAUGAUAGACGACAUGCCAUGCGUGUCAACAACAGGCGAUGGACCCAACGGGAGAAAGAUAGAUGGGUUUCUGUAUCGGUACAGGAAAGGCGAUGAGGUGAGGAUUGUGUGUGUGUGCCACGGAAGCUUCCUAACGCCUGCUGAGUUCGUUAAGCAUGCAGGUGGCCGAGACGUGGCGCAUCCCUUAAAGCACAUUGUUGUAAAUCCAUCUCCCUUCUUGUGACCAUUAUGGUCUCUUUGGGAUAGUGUCUUAUUACCAUAUUGUUGUAUCGAUUCGGAACAAAUGUUAUAAAAUAUUUCGAAGUGUAUAAACAGAAAGUUUAUCCAACUCCCAUUUCAGAUUUUAUACGUAAAGGAAAUACUCUAAUUCGUUCU